AUGUCUCAGCCUCGCGGAUCCGCACUGCGAAGCAUGCUGAACGCCGUGUAUGGAGAAGACAAGGCGGUGGAAGCAGCAAGCAGCAAAGUCAAUGCGCGGAUUGCGCUGGCCACCACUGGCAGCAGCACUGGCAGCAGCACCGCCAGCAGCACUGGCAGCAGCACCGCCAGCAGCACCGCCAGCAGCACCGCCAGCAGCACCGCCAGCAGCACCGCCAGCAGCACCGCCAGCAGCAGCACCACUGGGGUUCGCAAGCCGUUCAUCUCCACAACGGUGGCGGUGGGAGGGGCGCGGCUGGGCUUCAACAAGCAGCGCUGCGUGAACGUGCCUGUGAAGGCGCAGCGGAAGAGCCGCGUGCAGGUGUGGUGGAGGGGCCGCGGUGCGGAUAGCAGCAACGUGGAUUGGACGGCUUUCUCGGGUGUUGAUUGGUGCAGCGGCGUGCAGCUGUUUGGGAAACGCGGCUGCCAGGGCAAGGCGGUGGAUGGCAUGGUCAACCCGGGCAAUGCGGACGUGUCCCCUAGCACGGAGAAGAAGAUUCGCAAGGGCGCUUCAGUGGCGUCUGUUCUCUGCAACGUGGACUCCACUGAUGUGACCUGUGACGCGUUGGGCUGUGUGCCUGGUGGCACAUGCGAGGUGGAUCGCAACGGAAAUCAUUUCUGCCUCUGGGGUGAGCCUCCUAGCCUCUGGGACUCUCCCUGUGGCGAGUGCCCCACUGGAGCCACCUGCAAGUCCUUCCCUUCAGCAACCGCCAGUGGGACGGUGUCGCUUCCUUAA
Messenger RNA from Closterium sp. Naga37s-1, 774 nucleotides. NCBI's taxonomy places the organism in Eukaryota, Viridiplantae, Streptophyta, Zygnematophyceae, Desmidiales, Closteriaceae. The record is from the annotation of a GenBank genome assembly.